AUGGUGCGCUGGAGGCGGCGGCGGGUCCUGCUGCUGACCGUGUUCCUCUCGUCCCUCGUGCUGCUCGAGUACCACCGCAGGGAGCCGGAGGAGCUGCGUCUCUCGGACUGGUUCACCCCGAGCAAGCAGCGCCCCGACGUGGUCACGAUGACCAGCUGGCUGGCCCCGGUGGUGUGGGAAGGCACCUUCAACCGGGAGGUGCUGAGAAGACACUACGAGGGCCGCAACCUCACCGUGGGCCUGGCUGUCUUCGCCGUGGAACGCAGGGCCAGGGCGAUGCUGGACCUCUUCCUGACCUCGGCCAACAGGCACUUCAUGGCAGGCCAGCGGGUCACCUUCUAUGUCACAGUGGAGGCGUCCAGCUCCAAGUGGAAUCAGGACAAGGAUUUGGCGCUGGGCCCGGAAGGGGUGGCCGGGGGGCGGCGGUCUCUGCAGGUCACCACCCUCGAGGAGGACAGCCUGUGGCUGGGCCCCGACCUGGCGCGCAUGAGGGACCUGAGGGAGAACAUCGUCAGCCGCAUCGGCCGCGAGGUGGACUUCCUCUUCAGCAUGACGUCCACCCAGAUCUUCCGGGGCGACGUCGGGCCCGAGGCGCUGGGCACGCUGGUGGCGCAGCUGCACGGCUGGUGGUACUUCCGGCGCCCGUGGGAGCUGCCCUUCGAGCGGAGGCCCCGCUCGGCGGCCUACAUCCCCUUCGGCCAGGGCGACUUCUACUACGACGGCGCCCUCCUGGGCGGCACCCCCCGCGCGCUGCUGGGCCUCGUCGAGGAGUACCUGAAGGGGGCGGAGCGCGACCUCCGGGCGGGCAUCAACAGCACCUACGAGAGCCACCUGAACAGGUACCUCCUCUCCAACAAGCCGGCCAAGCUGCUGUCGCCCGAGUACAACUGGGACGCCACCCUGCUCCCGCCCCCGCAGGUCCGCAGCGUCAAGGUGUCCCAGCGCCUGGCGAGUGGCUGA
Sorex araneus (European shrew) is the source of this 960-nucleotide messenger RNA. RefSeq names its product glycosyltransferase 6 domain containing 1 (gene GLT6D1). Gene Ontology annotation, molecular function: hexosyltransferase activity. The coding region runs from base 1 to 960 and encodes 319 amino acids. Gene Ontology annotation, biological process: carbohydrate metabolic process. The record is from RefSeq and is a predicted model, not a curated record. Lineage: Eukaryota; Metazoa; Chordata; Mammalia; Eulipotyphla; Soricidae. Gene Ontology annotation, cellular component: vesicle; Golgi apparatus; membrane. The transcript has 5 exons.